AUGAGUGUCGUCCUCAACCAAGGUGCUGAAAAACACCCCAUUACGUUCUGCUACCAGGUGAAUGGGUCUUGUCCCAGGACGGUCCAUCCCCUGGGCAUCCAGGGGGCCAUCUACCUGGCCUGUGCAGCAGGCGUGCUGAUUACGGUCCUAGGAAAUUUGUUUGUGGUGUUCGCUGUGUCCUACUUCAAAGCGCUUCACACUCCCACCAACUUCCUGCUGCUUUCCCUGGCCCUGGCUGACAUGUUUCUGCGUCUGCUGGUGCUGCCCCUCAGCACCGUCCGCUCAGUAGAGAGCUGCUGGUUCUUCGGAGGCUUCUUCUGCCGCCUGCACACCUACCUGGACACCCUCUUCUGCCUCACCUCCAUCUUCCAUCUCUGUUUCAUUUCCAUUGACCGCCACUGUGCCAUCUGUGAGCCCCUGCUCUAUCCCUCCAAGGUCACAGUCAGGGUGGCCCUCAGGUACAUCCUGGCAGGGUGGGGGGUGCCAGCAGCAUACACUGCCUUCUUACUCUAUGCAGACGUGGUGGAGAGAGGGCUCAGCCAAUGGCUGGAAGAGAUGCCUUGUGUGGGCAGUUGUCAGCUGCUGUUCAAUAAGUUUUGGGGCUGGUUAAACUUUCCUGUGUUCUUCUUCCCCUGCCUCAUCAUGAUCAGCUUGUAUGUGAAGAUCUUCGUGGUUGCUAGCAGGCAGGCUCAGCAGAUCAACAGCUUAAGCAAAAGCCUGGCUGGGGCUGCCAAGCAUGAAAGAAAAGCUGCCAAGACCCUGGGCAUCGCCGUGGGCGUGUACCUCUUGUGCUGGCUUCCUUUCACCAUCGACACGAUGGUCGACAGCCUCCUUAACUUCAUCACGCCACCGCUGGUCUUCGACGUCUUCAUCUGGCUUGCUUACUUCAACUCAGCCUGCAACCCGAUCAUCUACGUCUUUUCCUACCGGUGGUUCAGGAAGGCACUGAAGCUUAUCCUGAGUCAGGAGAUCUUCUCACUGCGGACACCCACUGUCGAUUUGUACCAAGAGUGA
Molecule: messenger RNA, 1014 nt
Organism: Camelus dromedarius (Arabian camel)
Lineage: Eukaryota; Metazoa; Chordata; Mammalia; Artiodactyla; Camelidae
Gene: TAAR5
Product: trace amine associated receptor 5
Exons: 1
Coding region: 1-1014 (337 amino acids)
Biological process (GO): cell surface receptor signaling pathway; G protein-coupled receptor signaling pathway
Cellular component (GO): membrane
Molecular function (GO): trace-amine receptor activity
Source: RefSeq, a predicted model, not a curated record